CGUAACCAUUUACGAGAAUGCAUUUGCGAACCAACAAAUGCAUACAAGCUGCUUUAUCGAUCGGCCUCGAAGGUGAACGAUGAAGCUCCAUAUGCAUAAUGAACCGAUCGAAGAGAAGGAACUUUUUAUUACAAAAUGUUUCUGCUCCGACGUUUAAGGAAUUGGGGUAUGUCCGUAGGUUGAAAGCAUGAUAUUGCAUUCUUUGCAAUGCGAUUGCAUUUCAAACCGGCGGUCCUCGCCGACACAAUCUCGCGGGUCAAAGAACUGUCCCGCAUUGGAAGCUGGCACGAGGUGUUGGUCCGCUUUAACGAAGCGAAGCGAGCAGGAGUUGAGAUCACCGAGCCUUCGGUGAUCAAUUCCGUCGUCAAGGCGGCUUCGAAGCUAUCGAACGAACAUGGGAAGUCCAUCCACGCUUGGGUGCUCAAGCGGGGUCUCGACGGGUUCUCCUCCGUCGGCAACUCCAUCACGGACUCGUACGUGAAGUGCGGGGACUUGGAGUCUGCCCUGGGCGUCUUCCGGUCCAUGCGAAGCAGGGACUCCGUGUCGUGGAACGUGCUCAUUCAUGGGUUCCUUCGUCGGGGAGAUUUGGGACGAGGGCUGUCGUGGUUUCGGCGAGCCCGGGUUGACGGGUUCGAACCCGGUGUCUCCACUCUGGUACUGGUUCUCCAGGCGUGUCGCAGCAUCCGGUUGGUGAACGAAUUGUUUGAGCUGCAUGGUUAUGUGAUAAAGAAUGGGUUCUGGGGCUCUGUCUCGGUGCAGAACUCUCUGUUGGGAGGGUACGCGGAUGUCGAUAUGGAGCGUGCGGAGGACAUGUUCGAUGAAAUGCUCGAGAGGGAUGUCAUAUCGUGGAGUGUGAUGAUAGCUGGGUAUCUUCAUAACGAGGAAGCUGAUCUUGGCUUCCGGAUGUUUGUAAAGAUGGUUUCGGAGGCCAAGAUUGACCCCGAUGAGGUGACUGUAGUGAGUGUCCUGAAAGCUUGCGCUGGUAUCCGGUCUUUGAUUGUGGGAAAGAUGGCCCAUGGCUUUGUGCUCGGGAAGGGUUUGGAUGUUGAUUCGUUUGUGGAGAACUCUUUGAUUGAUAUGUAUUGCAAGUGUAGAGAUGUCGACUCUGCGGUUAGUGUUUUCAGAGAUAUGACGUGGAGGAACCUCGUCUCGUGGAACUCGAUCGUUUCUGGAUAUGUUCUUAACGAGAAGUACUCGGAAGCUCUGUCGAUGUUUUGUUCAAUGGGAAAGGAAGGGAUUGAGGCAGAUGAAGUGACCCUUGUGAAUGUCCUUCAGACAUGCAAGCAUUACGUGAAUCUUUGCUGGUGCAAGUCAGUACACUGUCUAGCUUUGAGGAAGGGAUAUGAAUCAAAUGACUUUCUGCAGAACUCUCUGAUUGAUGCGUAUAUAAAAUGUGGUAGGAUAGAGAUUGCCUGGGACCUUUUCGAUAGCAUGGAGAAGGACACAGUUUCGUGGAGCACGAUGAUUUCCGGGCUCACCAACAAUGGGGAGCCUGACGAGGCCAUCACAGUGUUCAGCAAGAUGAUACGUGCUCAAGAGAGGCCAAAUGCAAUUACCAUCAUCAAUUUGCUCGAUGCUUGUUCGGUUUCGGCCGAACUGAAAAGGUCAAAAUCCGCCCACGGAAUAGCAAUCCGGACAUGCCUGGCACCAGAAGUGGCUGUCGGAACUGCCAUCGUCGACAUGUACUCGAAAUGUGGCACGAUAGAAUCAUCGAGAAAGGUUUUUGACCAAAUGCCCAACAGAAAUGUCCUCUCGUGGAGUGCCAUGGUAGCUGGGUACGGCAUGAAUGGCCUUGCACGUGAAGCCCUGACUUUGCUUGCCCAGAUGAAGCUGCACAACAUUAAGCCCAACGAAGUGACUGCCCUUUCUGUUUUAUCAGCUUGCAGUCACGGUGGCUUGGUCGAAGAGGGGCUUUCCUUCUUCCAAUCGAUGGUCGAUGAGCACGAUCUCCGCCAAGAUGUAGAACAUUAUUCGUGCGUGGUAGACAUGUUGAGUCGAGCAGGAAAGCUUGAUAAGGCCAUGGACUUGAUCAAAGAGAUGCCUGAAGGAUUGGAAUCCAAGGCCAGCGCUUGGGGGGCGCUAUUGAGCGCUUCCAAAAGCUUUGGAAAUGAAUACAUGGGCAAGGACGUCGUUCCUCGGAUUCUCGAGUUGGAACCAUUGAACUCGGCAAACUACAUGCUCGCAUCGAGCAUGUAUGCGGUAGGCGGUUUGUGGAGCGAUGCUGCGAGGAUGAGGAGGUUGGCAAAAGAGAGAGCGAUCGGUGUAAUAGCCGGGUACAGCGCUGUUAAUGUUGAGGACAGAUCGUGUAGGUUUAUUGCUGGGGACGAGUCGCACCCGCGAGCCUGCGAGAUACGAUCCAUGGUUAAGCAGUUGCAUCGCUGCAUGAGGAUUGACAGGAGCAGUGGUUCGAUGGCGAUCGAAUGCUGAUGCACCAGAUUUUUGUGAAGUUAAACCUGUCCAUCCAAUGAAGGGCAGCCGAGAUCGUUAUGUAUGACUUUAACGGUUCUGUUUGAUGUUUGUA
Syzygium oleosum is the source of this 2521-nucleotide messenger RNA. RefSeq names its product pentatricopeptide repeat-containing protein At2g17210. Lineage: Eukaryota; Viridiplantae; Streptophyta; Magnoliopsida; Myrtales; Myrtaceae. The transcript has a single exon. Gene Ontology annotation, biological process: RNA modification. Gene Ontology annotation, molecular function: protein binding; RNA binding. The record is from RefSeq and is a predicted model, not a curated record. The coding region runs from base 208 to 2427 and encodes 739 amino acids.